This is a messenger RNA of Hipposideros armiger (great roundleaf bat), 3064 nucleotides long. RefSeq names its product coagulation factor X (gene F10). The coding region runs from base 73 to 1521 and encodes 482 amino acids. The record is from RefSeq and is a predicted model, not a curated record. Gene Ontology annotation, molecular function: serine-type endopeptidase activity; calcium ion binding. The transcript is spliced from 8 exons. NCBI's taxonomy places the organism in Eukaryota, Metazoa, Chordata, Mammalia, Chiroptera, Hipposideridae. Gene Ontology annotation, cellular component: extracellular region. Gene Ontology annotation, biological process: proteolysis; blood coagulation.
GAGCCAAGGUGAGUGAACCUUGCCCCAGAGGCCUGUCACAGCCGGGACAGGGACGCUGUCCGAGGCCACACCAUGGCGGGCCUGUUGUGCUUCAUCCUGCUCAGCACCUCGCUGGCCAGCCUUCUAUCGCCAGGGGACAGUGUGUUCAUUAGCCGGGAACGUGCCAAUACCGUCCUGGAAAGGAUCCGGAGGGCGAAUUCAUUUCUAGAAGAGAUGAAGAAAGGAAACCUUGAAAGAGAGUGUUUGGAAGAGACUUGUUCCUAUGAAGAGGCCCGAGAAGUCUUUGAGGACACCCAGAAAACGAAUGAAUUCUGGAAUAAAUACAAAGAUGGCGACCAGUGUGAAAGCGAUCCUUGCCAGAAUCAGGGCAUGUGUAAAGACGGCCUCGGGGAAUACACAUGCACCUGUUCGGAAGGAUAUGAAGGCAAAAACUGUGAAUUACUCACACGGAAAUUCUGCAGCCUGGACAAUGGGGACUGCGACCAGUUCUGCAGUGAGGAGAGGAACUCUGUGGUGUGUUCCUGUGCCAGUGGGUACAUCCUGGGUGACAACGGCAAGUCCUGCAUCUCCACAGAGUCUUUUCCUUGUGGGAAACUCACUCAGGGACGUUGGAAGAGGUCAGUGGCUCAGGACUCCCCUGAGACCAUCAUGCUGGAGGAGUAUGACACUGAAGACCUGAUUCCCACUGAGAGCCCUUUCCAUCUACUGAACAUCAACAAUACAGAGGGGAGCCCUGAAGAGGAUGACAGCAGCGUCAUACGGAUAGUAGGCGGGAGGGACUGCAAAGACGGCGAGUGUCCCUGGCAGGCUCUGCUCAUCAAUGAGGAGAAUGAGGGCUUCUGCGGAGGCACUAUCCUGAAUCAGUUCUACAUCCUCACUGCGGCUCACUGUCUGCAACAAGCCAAGAGAUUCAAGGUGAGGGUAGGUGAUCGGAACACGGAAACGGAAGAAGGCAACGAGGUGGAGCACGAGGUGGAGGUGAUCAUAAAGCACCACAAGUUUGUCAGGGAGACCUAUGACUUUGACAUUGCUGUCCUCAAGCUGAAGACGCCCAUUGAGUUCCGCAUGAACGUGGCCCCAGCCUGCCUGCCGGAGAAGGACUGGGCGGAGUCGGCGCUUAUGACGCAGAAAUCGGGCAUCGUGAGCGGCUUCGGGCGCACCCAUGAGAAGGGCCGCAUGUCCACCACUCUCAAGAUGCUGGAGGUGCCCUACGUGGACAGGAACACGUGCAAGCUGUCCAGCAAAUUCACCAUCACCACAAACAUGUUCUGUGCUGGCUAUGACUCCAAGCCUGAGGAUGCCUGUCAGGGGGACAGUGGGGGCCCUCAUGUCACCCGGUUCCAGGGCACCUAUUUUGUCACCGGCAUUGUCAGCUGGGGUGAAGGAUGUGCACAGAAAGGGAAGUAUGGAGUCUACACCAAAGUCACCAACUUCCUCAGGUGGAUCGAUAGGUCCAUGAAAGCCAAGGCCAGGGCCCAGGGUGAGCGAAAGGUCCCUACUCUUCCCCCGACAUUAAAGUGAUUGUCCUAACACUUGCCGUUCUGAACAGGCUGAAUCCUGGAAUAGGUUUCCUAUCUGCAAUGAUUAAUGUCAGUGCCUUAUCCUGAUUUUGUUCUUGCUCUAUUGUAGUGGGACAUGAAAGUUUCAUUUGGAACUCUAGAUCCUGCCUGUGCCUCUCCAGGUUUGGAGGUUGCUUCAGGAAAUGUGGUAUUUUAGAGGACAGGGGUCUAAACUCUCCAGGACGACUCCUCUGCUCAAAACCGUGAGGAGGCUGUUUCCACUCAUAGUAUGUUUUUCCAUUUCUGAUGUAACUAAACUGACUUCUUGGUCGGUCAUGCUCAAAAGACUGGAGAAUAAAUAAGCAAGGUCCUGGGAGCACAGACAGAAGGAGGUAGCAGGGGUCAGGGCCAGCCCAUAACUGGAUGGCCUCACCUUGGGGUCGGGGUGGGGGUUCCCCACAUGUGCCGGCAUAGGCUCCCCCAGGCCCCUCAUUUACCUUCCAGGACUGAGACAAAGGUGAACUGUGUCCUCCAGGAGCCUCCUGUGAGAGUCAGGCUCCCUGGGAAGGGAAGGCCAUGAGAGCUCUCAUUGGCAGGGGCAUUUUAACAUUGACUUAACCACUGGUUCUUCUUUCUGGUUUCAUGCUAGAAUCACCUGAGGUACUUUUAAAGAGUGCCCAAGCCCCGGCCCACCCUGACACAGUCUCCUGAGCAGCUUACAUGCCCACCAGGUGCCACCUGUUCCCAGACCAGGGGACUCUGGGAUCCUUCAUCCAGGCCACAGCCCAGAACGCUUAAACCAGAGCCUGUGGGGUGGGCACAUGCCUCGGAAGUUUUUACAGCUCCUCAGGUGACCCCCAAGUGUGUGAUGUGUGCUGGCAGGGGCUACAGGAGGGAUACCCUCUCCUCGACUGGGUCAUGUCUAAAUGCCAAGUCCUUCACCGUCGCUGUCCACACUGAUUCCAGGCCCUCCACUUAAAUGGUCAUGAAAACCAAAUAUGCUUUUAGAAAAAUGGAAAAGGUGACCUCAGACCAGACCUACCAGUGUAUUUUCCAAAUGUCCCUAUACAGUUUGCAUUUUGCGUAACUUCGCUAAACAAAGUUUCAAAGUCCCACUACAAAAACUCCCCAAAAUGUCAGUAGCUUUUUUCUUUUCUUUCUUUCUUUUUUUUUUUUUUUUUGUAAACUGGAGAUAUUGCAAGGUUAGAGUGCUUUGUAAACAAGAAACAUUUCAAAGUUAGAAAAAUCAAUGUGGACAAGUACACAGUUUCCCAGAAACACUCUGAGGAGAGCGGGAACAGCCGAGGGUGAUGAUUCUCUGCUUGCUGCCUUGGCUCCUGCUAAAAGUGAGCCACUGCCGAGUGAGCACCUGGGGAAAAGGCCUCAGACAGCAGGAGACCACCGUGUUGUCGGGCUGAGGGUUUUCUAUGCAGCUGAGCGGUCUCCAUCCAGAGGCAAACCGCAAACUUGGAUUCUUAUUUCUGGAGAUGAAAGGUUGUUUCGGGCCCAGAGAGAACUCAGGGGAAGAUUCACAAAUAAAACAUACCUUCGCUGUUACUACUUGA